Molecule: messenger RNA, 1566 nt
Organism: Ipomoea nil (Japanese morning glory)
Lineage: Eukaryota; Viridiplantae; Streptophyta; Magnoliopsida; Solanales; Convolvulaceae
Exons: 3
Coding region: 1-1566 (521 amino acids)
Biological process (GO): DNA integration
Molecular function (GO): nucleic acid binding; RNA-DNA hybrid ribonuclease activity
Source: RefSeq, a predicted model, not a curated record
AUGCAUGCGGACGGAGCGUCGAGUCAACGACACUGCAGGGGUGGAGUUGUGCUCAUCUCCCCAGAGGGGUUCCGACUAUACUACGCCUUAAGCUACCUGUUUCCGACAUCCAACAACGGGCCCGAAUAUGAAGCUGUGCUAAAUGGUCUCCAGCUCGCCAAGGCCUUAGGAGUUGAGCGAUUGAGAAUCAAGACUAACUCCAGGCUGGUAGUCGGGCAGAUCUCCGGCACGUGUGAGGCUAAGAAUACACGAAUGACUUUAUAUAAAGAGCGGGCGGUCGAAAUGUUAAAGAAAUUCGGAGCUUACGAAAUAGAAUACAUCUCCCGGGCAGACAACGUGGAAGCCGACAUAUUGUCUAAGAUUGCCUUGGAGGGAGUACCGGAUCACCUUGUGAAGAUCUGCCAAAAGGAGGAGUUAGAUCGACCAAGUAUCGAGGAAACAACAGUAGAAGUCAAGCAGGUGACUGGCGAGGAAUGGGACCGAGAGAAGAACCCCGAGAUGUUCGGGAUAGAGGACAUCCGGCGAUUCACGGAAACAGGCGAAUUACCGGAAGACCCAGGAGUCGCCGCUAGGGUUCGACAAAAAGCCCCUUCUUUCGAAAUUAUUGAUGGGCAACUAUACAAACGGUCGUUCGGAGGUCCUUUGUUGAAAUGCUUGCUCAGGCCCGAGGCCGAAAAAAUAAUGGACGAGGCUCAUAGAGGCAUCUGCGCCACACACCAGGGCGCCCACACGCUCGCCCGAAAAAAGGACACUCGGCCGGCUACCUUCUACACGCCGGUCACCACGGCUAUUCCAUUUGCUAAGUGGGGAAUCGACUUGUUGGGGCCGUUACUGGCAGCCCCCGGGGGCCUGAAAUUUUGUGUCGUAGCUAUCGACUACUUCACCAAGUGGGUUGAGGCUGAACCGUUGGCCACUAUCACCGAGUGCCAAUGCCGACGCUUCCUAUGGAAGAGGGUGAUUUGCCGCUUCGGCUUGUCCGAGCAUAUUGUCAGCGAUAAUGGGCGACAGUUUGACUGCCAGGCGUUUGCUGACUUCUGCCGCCGACACAAUAUCCGCCAUACCAAGGAAGAUAUCAGAGGAAAUUGGGUGGAUGAGCUUGACCGAGUCCUAUGGGCUUAUCGCACUACGCAGCGGCGAGCAACUGGAGAGAGCCCAUUCUCCCUCGCGUACGGCUUUGAAGCUAAGGUCCCAAUUGAAGUGGUCGAGCCCACUCACCGGGUCUGCACUUAUUCCGACACGGAGAAUGAAGAAAGUCUUCGAAUUGAGAAAAAUUUCCUAGAAGAAAGAAGAGAAGACGCGAGUGCUCGGAUGGUCGAAUAUCAACAAGCGGUAAAAAGAUAUCGCGAUCGAAGGAUUCGCCCACGAACCUUCCAGGUCGGCGAUCUUGUAUUACGAGACCGGCAAGCGAGCCAACCCGCGGAAGGAGGCAAGUUCGUGGUAAAGUGGGAAGGACCCUAUCGCAUUGCCGCGGUGGUCCAGGCCGGCACUUACAAGCUUGAAACUAUGGAAGGCAAGCCUGUGGAUCGAAUCUGGAACGUCAUCCACUUGAAGAAGUUCUAUCAGUAG